Messenger RNA from Poeciliopsis prolifica (blackstripe livebearer), 2225 nucleotides. RefSeq lists its product as uncharacterized. Gene Ontology annotation, biological process: G protein-coupled receptor signaling pathway. The record is from RefSeq and is a predicted model, not a curated record. Gene Ontology annotation, molecular function: G protein-coupled receptor activity. The transcript is spliced from 2 exons. Lineage: Eukaryota; Metazoa; Chordata; Actinopteri; Cyprinodontiformes; Poeciliidae. Gene Ontology annotation, cellular component: membrane. The coding region runs from base 84 to 1121 and encodes 345 amino acids.
UCGGGCAGCAGACGGGGAGGAUCAUGAGGCGCAGCAGCUCUCCUUCCCACCGCCAGCAUCACUCCAGACCCCGCUGAGGCACGAUGCCUAACAACACCACGGAGCUGGAGCCGGUGCAGGAAUACCCGUACGUGCGCUUCUACGUGUCCACGCUCUCCUUCUCGGUCCUUCUCUUCUUCAACCUCAUCAUCAACUGGACCAUCGUCCGCGAGGCGCGGCUGCGGAGCCAGGCGCGCUUCGUGCUGGUCUUCCACCUGCUGGUGUCCGCGCUGGUCCACCUGGGCAUGAGCAGCGUCUUCUACUACCAGAUCCACCUGGGGGCGCGGCCGAGCCGCACCGCCUGCCGGGCCAUGAUCACCGUCCUGAUCAGCAGCGCCUCCAACAUCCUGCUGACGCUCACGGCCAUGGCUCUGGACCGCUUCGUGGCCGUGUGCCACCCGAUGCGCUACACGUCUGCCUGCACGGCGGCGUACUGGCCGUGGCUGCUGGGCCUGCUCACCUGGAUGGUUGCCCUGGUGAUCCCCCUCAGCCUGCCUCUCAACGCGGAGGGAGACCCCGACACUUGCGACCGGAAUAAGCUGAAAAAGGGCGAGCUCCGGAAGGUGCUGUUCAUCGGGCUGUGCACGCUGCUCAUCCUCUACAGCUACGUGCGGAUCCUGGUGGAGGGACGGCGGCUCGGGGUGCUCAACCGGAGGAACCGGGCCGGCUGCCGGACCAUCGCCCUGCACGGCAGCCAGCUGGCCGUGUACAUCCUGCCCAACUUCGUGAACUUCGUGCUGUACCUCAUGGUGAAUAAACGCUUCAUUGAGCGCGACACCAAGGAGCUGUCCGCCGUGGUUAUCUUUGCGUUCUUCAGCGUGGCGCAGUGCGUGGCGCCCGUCAUUUACGGCUUGCGCAAAGAGGAACUUCUGGAGCAGCUGAAUCGCCGGUUCCCCUGCUGCUCCCGGUACCUGAAGGCGGUGCUCGGCUGGACCGUGAGAGCCAACUGGUCCCGUACACAACCCAGAGGAAGGGAGCGAACGCUGACUGUUCAGACCAUCAUCUCCCUGGAAGUCCCUCAGGAGAACCGGGAGGAGGAGACCGAGCCGGACACCAGUCUCUCACAUGACUCACAUUCAUGAGAAGGAAUUAUGGACAAAGCCUGAUGGGGGGGAGGCUAAUUAGGGAAAAGCUUCUCUCUCUAUUUUUGAUUUUUAUCUUUACCCCCAGCAGAUAUUUUCAUCUUGUGCUGGAAAGGAACUCAUAAGACGCUUCUAAUAAAUUUCUCCACAAGAAAUUUGAACAAGGAUGUGGAGAUGCAAGGGAAAACACAAAGCCAGACCUUGAGCCACAAAUUUUUCUUUCCUCCAAGGCCGGGUGGAACGGUUCUCUGAUUGCUGAACUGCUUUUCACGGCUCAGGGGAACCCAGUAGUCCGUCUGAAUGUGACCUCUUCCUCAUUUUGGGAUUAUGCCGCCCGCCAUGGAGGAUAUGUCCUGACCUUCAGCCACCUGGAUGCUUGGUGUCAGUCUCGCCCUGGGAUAAAACGGCGUUAAGCCUGAGAUUCCUGAUUUCCUGAGACUGAAAUCAGCAGAAGGAACCAAAAUGGCUGAAGGCAUUUUUGAUUUUCACGAGAGGAGCCAACACUUUGGCCUGUGCUCAACAAACAUCAAAGCACACAAACAUGCCUGUUUCUAACAAUAUAUAUAUAUAUUAUUGUGUAAAAACUACUUUAAGUUAUUUGUAUAGUUUUAAGUUUGAAAUAUUUUUUACGCUACUUAUCUGUUUUAUGCGAUAUUGGGAUCAAUGGCAUUUCGAUCGAAGGGAAAAAUACAUUCAAGGAAACUGAUCAUGGAGCUUGUUUUGUGCAGCAAGUCUCUUGCUGAUUUUCAUCAACCCUCCAUGUAUUUCGAGAUAACACGUUACUACAGGCAACCGUUUCGUUUUGUUUCUCCAAGGGUUUGAAGAAAAACAUUGCUUCAUAUUUUUAAGUAUCUUUUAUUUUACAGUGAUGAGAAACAAAUGGCAGAAAUAACACGUGGUCCACUUCCUCCUUGUUCGUCACACCGUUAUGCAACUUACCACUUAUUUAUUUGAAAAUUUGACUCUAUUUUCAGCUGAGCCCAUAAGCUAAAGAACGUCUCAAAAUGUGAAUUUUUCUUUCCUCUGAACAUGUUACUGUUUUUCUAAAAUUCUAAAAAAAAGAAAGAAAAAAAUCAGAAAAAUAAAACAUUUAAAACAUUACAA